Messenger RNA from Epinephelus fuscoguttatus (brown-marbled grouper), 410 nucleotides. RefSeq names its product histone H2B 1/2-like. NCBI's taxonomy places the organism in Eukaryota, Metazoa, Chordata, Actinopteri, Perciformes, Serranidae. The coding region runs from base 36 to 410 and encodes 124 amino acids. The transcript has a single exon. Gene Ontology annotation, molecular function: structural constituent of chromatin; DNA binding; protein heterodimerization activity. The record is from RefSeq and is a predicted model, not a curated record. Gene Ontology annotation, cellular component: nucleosome.
GUCACACGACUUGAGAGAAACAUCUGGCUGAAGCCAUGCCUGAAACCACCAUGAAAGCGUCCAAGAAGGGCUCAAAGAAAGCCGUGUCUAAGAGCGUCUGCAAGACCGGCAAGAAAAAGAGGAGGACCAGGAAGGAGAGCUACGCCAUCUACGUGUAUAAGGUGCUGAAGCAGGUCCAUCCCAACACCGGCAUCUCGUCCAAGGCUAUGGGCAUCAUGAACUCGUUUGUGAGCGACAUCUUUGAGCGCAUCGCCGGUGAGGCCUCCCGUCUGGCUCACUACAACAAGCGCUCCACCAUCACUUCCAGGGAGAUCCAGACCGCCGUCCGCCUGCUGCUGCCCGGGGAGCUGGCCAAGCACGCUGUGUCUGAGGGCACCAAGGCCGUCACCAAGUACACCAGCUCCAAGUAG